Molecule: messenger RNA, 2858 nt
Organism: Linum tenue
Lineage: Eukaryota; Viridiplantae; Streptophyta; Magnoliopsida; Malpighiales; Linaceae
Source: the annotation of a GenBank genome assembly
ACCCCUCGGACAUUUGUGAAGGAAGUGAAGCGUAUCGUCAUCAAAGUUCGCCUCUUUUCCUCUUUAUGAUUGUGUUUCCUUCCUACCCUUUGAGGGAUAACAAUGGCUGCAAUCAAUUUUGACCUCGUUUUGACCCUUUACUUCUUUUGGGUUUGAUUGUCAUUGCAGGUUGGGACUGCUGUUGUCACCAGAGGUGAUGGAAGAUUGGCACUUGGAAGAUUGGGAGCGCUCUGCGAGCAGAUUAAAGAGCUGAAUUACCAGCAUUAUGAAGUCAUUGUUGUUACCUCUGGUGCUGUUGGCCUUGGCCGCCAAAGGCUGAAAUACCGCCAGUUGGUCAAUAGCAGUUUUGCUGAUCUCCAAAAGCCACAAGAUGGUCCCGAUGGUAAAGCUUGUGCUGCUGUUGGGCAGAAUUGUAUCAUGGCCCUUUAUGACACAUUGUUUAGUCAGCUGGAUGUGACAUCUGCUCAACUUCUUGUGACUGAUUCAGACUUUAGGGAUAAAGAAUUCAGGAAGCAACUUAAGCAUACUAUAGAGUCGCUGAUGUCGCUAAGGGUUGUUCCCAUAAUCAACGAAAAUGAUGCUGAUUCGUCUGGUAUAUUUUGGGAUAAUGAUAGUUUGGCAGCUUUGUUGGCACUGGAGCUGAACGCUGAUCUUCUUGUUCUGCUGAGCGAUGUGGAGGGUCUUUACAGUGGUCCACCCAGUGAUCCAGAGUCGAAGUUGAUUCGUACAUACAUUGAGAGAGUUCAUCUGGGUGGAAUCACAUUUGGAGACAAGUCCAGGCUGGGAAGAGGGGGCAUGACAGCCAAAGUAAAAGCUGCUGUAAUGGCGGCUAAGGCAGGUGUCCCUGUCAUUAUAACCAGCGGAUUUGAUCCUGAGAGCAUACUGAAAGUCCUCCAAGGAGAUGAUGUCGGCACUCUCUUUCACCGUGAUGCUCAUUUGUGGGUCAAAACCAAAGAAACAGGUGCUCGAGACAUGGCGGUUGCAGCAAGGGAAUGUUCUAGAAGGCUGCAGGCACUAUCUUCAGAAGAUAGGAAAAAGAUUUUGCUGGACAUAGCAAAUGCUCUAGAAGCCAAUGAAAAAGUAAUCAAGGUUGAAAAUGAGGCAGAUGUUGCUGCUGCUGAACAGGCUGGAAUGGAGAAGUCCUUGAUAGCACGGCUGGCUCUAAAGCCUGGCAAGGCAAGACAAUGCCGUAUUACAAGUCUUUCAAAAUCAUUACGUGUCCUUGCGAGCAUGGAAGAUCCAGUCGGUCACGUUUUAAAGACGACCGAGGUGUUACUCAAUACCGUUUUAUGGUUCCAGCUUGCAGAUGGUCUUGUGUUAGAGAAGACAUCAUCUCCUCUCGGUGUUCUGCUAAUUGUUUUUGAGGCUCGGCCUGAUGCACUAGUGCAGAUUGCUUCAUUGGCGAUCCGCAGUGGAAAUGGUCUCUUACUGAAAGGGGGAAAGGAGGCCAGGCGAUCAAAUGCAAUUUUGCACAAGGUGAUCACUGAUGCCAUUCCAGACCAUGUUGGGAGAAGGCUUAUUGGACUGGUGACCUCAAGAGAUGAAAUUCCUGACCUACUUAAGCUCGAUGAUGUAAUCGAUCUUGUCAUUCCUAGGGGCAGCAAUAAACUGGUUUCGACUAUCAAAGCAUCAACCAAGAUCCCUGUUCUGGGUCAUGCAGAUGGAGUCUGUCAUGUAUAUGUUGACAAGUCUGCUAAUAUGCAAACGGCCAAGCGUAUUGUAGUGGAUGCAAAAGUGGAUUAUCCAGCAGCCUGUAAUGCAAUGGAAACACUUCUAGUGCAUAAGGAUUUAGUGUCCUCUGGUGGCCUGAAUGAGCUAGCACUUGAACUUCGGAAUGAAGGUGUGGUUCUGCAUGGUGGGCCAAGGGCAAGCGAGGAGCUGAGCAUCCCAGAGCCGGCAUCAUUACAUCAUGAGUACAGUUCCCUUGCAUGUACUGUUGAGAUUGUUGACGAUGUGCAUGCUGCCAUUGAUUACAUGGACACGGAAGGCAAGAUUUUAAUUGAUUUUGUAACUAGCCCACAUAGACAAUAUUAUGGUUUUGUCUCAAAUCAUUGUUGCUUCAGUUUUAUAAUCAUUGACAUUGCAAUGCCGGUUCUUCUUUUUACCCAAUGCAGUGCUGCUGUUUUCCACAAUGCCAGCACAAGGUUCUGUGAUGGAGCUCGGUUUGGACUUGGGGCAGAGGUUGGAAUCAGUACGAGUAGAAUCCAUGCUCGAGGCCCUGUAGGAGUCGAAGGAUUGUUAACAACCCGUUGGUUACUGAGAGGCAGUGGACAAAUAGUAGAUGGUGAUAAGGGUGUAACCUACACCCACAAGGACUUAACUACUGUAUAGCUUUCCAAGCAUCAUCACCAGAGGAAGAAGAUUGAGCACUUUGUUUGCCAUCUUAGCUGCGGGUUUAAUAAAACAUAUCAUCAUCAUUAGGGGGUGUUUAUUAUUAUUGUUAGGGUGCCCUGUAAUCUCUGCCAUGACCUUAUGUUACUGAAUAAGUUCUCCAUUCUCUUCUAAGUUACUAUUGUUGGAAGCGUUAAGUUAUUGUGGCGAAAGAUUUAAGUUAUGUGGGGCCUCUUCCGAUCCAUGACCAGUUUGUAGGCUGGGCAGAUUUGGGAACGUGGAGUUUGGGAUCUUUUGAGUGUCUCUUUUGGCCCCCAUACUAGUAGUUAGGAAAUCUCAUUGUAAUGCAGUUGGAUAUUUGAAGGUUUAACAUUUUCUGUUGUCAUCUCUUUCUUAAGCUGCAGGCUUCUUCUGUUAGGGCUGAUAUUGAGGUUAAAUAAAGAUUUGUCAUAUGUGAUAUGCGUUGUAAAUGAUUGUGCCCUUAAGUUCUGAGCCUGGUGGGUUUCUAACAAAGCAUUUUUCUAAUU